GCUCCAGCAGCCUGAGACCCUUACGAGGAAUAAAUGACCAAGAUAGAGUGAAUGAGUCUAUAAAAGGAUUCCUGACGCAGCUGAAGUUAAGGUUGAAUAUUUCUCUGAAGUGAGAGUAGAUAGUGUGAAUUCAGCACCAUGAAUCAGUGUGAGGAGAGAGAGGAUGAAGUCCAUCCCUGUAAAAUGAGAAAAAUGGAAAUUAAGACUAAAUCUCAGAGGUCCCAUCAGAGACAAGAAUCUGCUGAACAUGGACCUGACCCUGGAUCUGAAUCUGAACCUGAACCCAGCUGUGUGUCAUUAAAAAGCGACUACUCUAUGGAUUUUGGCGUAACUUUUAAAGACCAACCUGUGUCAGAGCCAAAAGUGGACCAGCAGAGCUCAGAGGUUCCCAGUGCUCAGUCUGUCCAGCAGCACCAAACACACCUGGACUCCAUAUUUAUGCUGCUGGAGGAAAACAUUGUCACGUUUGUGAAAAAGGAGCUGAAGAAGAUCCAGAAGGUUCUGAGCCAAAAUUACCCAGAACGCUUAGAGAGAGAGUCAAGGGAGGAUGAGGAGGAGUUGGGUGGUGAGGAUGAAGAGCAGAGGAGGAGCAACAGAGACGCAUUUCUGAAGAUCACAGUGAACUUCCUGAGGAGGAUGAAGCAGGAGGAGCUGGCUGACUGUCUGCAGAGCAGAACUACUGCUGCAGUUUGUCAGCAUCAACUUAAAUUUCAGCUAAAGAAGAAGUUCCAGUUUGUCUUUGAAGGCAUCGCUAAAGCAGGAAACCCAACCCCUUUGAACCAGAUCUACACAGAGCUCUACAUCACAGAGGGAGAGACUGGAGAGGUCAACAAUGAACAUGAGGUCAGACAGAUUGAAUCAGCAUCCAGGAAGCGAUACAGAGCAGAAACAACCAUCAGACAAGAAGACAUCUUUAAAGGCUCAGCUGGAAGAGUUGGAGACAUCAGAACAGUAAUGACAAAGGGAGUGGCUGGAAUUGGGAAAACAGUCCUAACACAGAAGUUCACUCUGGACUGGGCUGAAGACAAAGCCAACCAGGACAUAGACUUCACAUUUCCAUUCACCUUCAGAGAGCUGAAUGUGCUGAAAGAGGAAAAGUUCAGCUUGGUGGAACUUGUUCAUCACUUCUUUACUGAAACCAAAGCAGCAGGAAUCUGCAGCUUUGACCAGUUCCAGGUUGUUUUCAUCUUGGACGGUCUGGAUGAGUGUCGACUUCCUCUGGACUUCAACAAGACUAAAACCCUGAGUGAUGUCACAGAGUCCACCUCAGUGGAUGUGCUGCUGACAAACCUGAUCAGGGGGAACCUGCUUCCCUCUGCUCGCCUCUGGAUCACCACACGACCUGCAGCAGCCAAUCAGAUCCCUCCUGGCUGUGUUGACCUGGUGACAGAGGUCAGAGGGUUCACUGACCCACAGAAGGACGAGUACUUCAUGAAGAGGUUCACAGAUGAGCAGCAGGCCACAACAAUCAUCUCCCACAUCAAGACGUCACGAAGCCUCCACAUCAUGUGCCACAUCCCAGUCUUCUGCUGGAUCACUGCUACGGUUCUGGAGGAUGUGUUGAAAAGCAGAGAGGGAGGAGAGCUGCCCAGGACCCUGACUGAGAUGUACAUCCACUUCCUGGUGGUUCAGAUCAAAGUGAAGAACAUCAAGUAUGAUGGAGGAGCUGAGACAGAUCCACUCUGGAGUCCAGAGAGCAAGAAGAUGAUUGAUUCUCUGGGAAAACUGGCUUUUGAGCAGCUGCAGAAAGGAAACCUGAUCUUCUAUAAGUCAGACCUGACAGAGUGUGGCAUCGAUAUAACAGCAGCCUCAGUUUACUCAGGAGUGUUAACACAGAUCUUUAAAGAGGAGAGAGGACUGUACCAGGACAAGGUGUUCUGCUUCAUCCAUCUGAGUGUUCAGGAGUUUCUGGCUGCUCUUCAUGUCCAUCUGACCUUCAAUAACUCUGGAGUCAACCUGCUGUCACAACAACAAUCAACACACCAGAUGUCAACAAAACAAGACACACCUGCAGAGACACAGUUUUACCGUGACGCUGUGGACAAGGCAUUUCAGAGUCCAAACGGACACCUGGACCUGUUCCUACGCUUCCUGCUGGGUCUUUCAAUGGGGGCCAAUCAGACUAUGCUAAUAAGUCUGAUGAAACAGACAGGACGUACUUUGCAAAACAGGGAUUAUGCUAUCCAGUACAUCAAGAAGAAGAUCUCAGAGUCUCCCUCUGCAGAAAAAAGCAUCAACCUGUUCCACUGUCUGAAUGAACUGAAUGAUUGUUCUCUAUUAGAGGACAUCCAGAAGUACCUGGAGUCAGAAAGUCUUUGCUCAGAUAAACUCUCUUCUUCUCAGCGGUUAGCUCUGGUCUUCAUGUUGAUGUCAUCAGAGAGAGAUCUGGAUAUAUUUGACCUAUUUAAAUACUCUUCAAGCUUUUCAGAGAAGGACCUGGUGUUUGUACUGGGCGUGGUUAAAGUCUCCAAGAAAGUUGUCCUGAGUAGCUGUAACCUGUCAGAGAGAAGCUGUGAAGCUCUGUCCUCAGUUCUCAGAUCUCAGUCUUCUAGUCUGAUUGAACUGGACCUGAGUAACAACAACCUGGAGGAUUCAGGAGUGAAGUUACUGUCUGAUGGACUGAAGAGUCCUCAUUGUCACCUGGAGACUCUCAGAUUGAGUUUAUGUGACCUAUUGGAAAGAAGCUGUGAAGCGCUUACCCCAGUUCUCAGCUGUCAGUCCUCUACUCUGCGAGAACUGGACCUGAGUAACAACAACCUGCAGGAUUUAGGAGUGGAGCUACUGUGUGAUGGACUGAAGAGUCCUAACUGUAAACUGGAGACUCUCAGGAUGUCAGGUUGUCUGAUCACAGAGGAAGGCUGUGCUUCUCUGGCCUCAGCUCUGAGCUCCAACCCCUCCCAUCUGAGAGAACUGGACCUGAGCUACAAUCAUCCAGGAGACUCGGGAGAGAAGCUGCUGUCUGCUGGACUGAAGGAUCCACACUGGAGACUGGAAACUCUCAGGGUGGAGCCUGGUGGAGUCCGAUGGUUGAGACCAGGUCUGAGGAAGUAUUUCUGUCAACUCACAAUCGACACAAACACAGUGAACAGAGAAUUACAACUGUCUGACAACAACAGGAAGGUGACACAUGUGAAGGAGGAUCAGUCGUAUCCUGAUCAUCCAGACAGAUUUGACUGGAAACCUCAGCUGCUGUGUAGUGAUGUACUGACUGGUCGCUGUUACUGGGAGGUUGAGUGGGGAAGAGGGGUUCAUAUAUCAGUGAGUUACAAAAGAAUCAGAAGAAAAGGAAACCAUAGAGACUGUGUGCUUGGAUACAAUGAUCAGUCCUGGAGUCUGAGCUGCUCUGAUGAUGGUUGCAAUGUCAAACAUAAUAACAAAGAAACACCCAUCUCCUCGUCCUCUGUGUCUCACAGAGUAUCAGUGUAUGUGGACUGUCCUGCUGGUUCCCUCUCCUUCUACAGCGUCUCCUCUGAUGGACUGAUACACCUUCACACCUUCAACACCACAUUUACUGAACCUCUUUAUCCUGGGUUUAGGUUCUGGUCUCCUGGUUCCUCAAUGUCUCUGUGUAAAGUGUGGUACUGAGAGUGUGAUUCUGUCAGAGAAACAUUGUUGCAUUAACACGUAAUUAUGUUGAGGAAGAGAGCUUAAAGUAGUAAUCUUUGUAAAUGGUAAAUUAUUGUAAAUAAUUGUUUACGUUUGAUUGCCUCGCCUCUUGUUCUUUUCUACUUGUUUUUUUUAAACAAAAUAAAAUAGUGUGACAGGCUGA
Messenger RNA from Betta splendens (Siamese fighting fish), 3769 nucleotides. RefSeq names its product NLR family CARD domain-containing protein 3-like. Gene Ontology annotation, molecular function: protein binding. The record is from RefSeq and is a predicted model, not a curated record. Lineage: Eukaryota; Metazoa; Chordata; Actinopteri; Anabantiformes; Osphronemidae.